Molecule: messenger RNA, 516 nt
Organism: Gastrolobium bilobum
Lineage: Eukaryota; Viridiplantae; Streptophyta; Magnoliopsida; Fabales; Fabaceae
Product: zinc finger protein ZAT11-like
Exons: 1
Coding region: 1-516 (171 amino acids)
Source: RefSeq, a predicted model, not a curated record
AUGAAGAGACAGAGAGAUAUUGAAGGAUUAAAGAGCAUAGAUUUGGCAAAUUGUCUAAUGAUGCUCUCUCGUCCCCAAGAAAUCAACAAGCUACUGGAAAAAGGUUUUGGGCAUGUGGAAUUUGAGUGCAAGACAUGCAACCGCAAGUUCUCGUCCUUUCAAGCACUCGGUGGCCACAGGGCUAGCCACAAGAGGUUGAAACUAGACGAGGAUGAACUCAAAGCACAUGCUACAUCUCUGAGUUUGGGAAUUAAAAAACCCAAAAUGCACGAGUGCUCCAUUUGUGGGAAGGAAUUCUCUCUGGGACAGGCAUUGGGAGGCCACAUGAGAAGGCACAGAACUAUCUUCAACGAAGAGUUUUCUUCAAUAAAAAAGGUGGUUGCAAAAUUACCAGUUUUGAAAAGAUCAAAUAGCACGAGGGUAAUAACGUGCUUGGACUUGAACUUAACGCCGCUUGAGAAUGACUUGAAGUUAUUGUUUGGAAAGAUGACUCCGAAUGUUGAUGCCUUAGUCUGA